UAUUGAGGGAUUAAAAAGGAGAGAGAACAGUGAGAAACGCAGAGGGGAGCGAUCACAGUUGUUUAUGCUAGGAGGGUUCUUCCCAAUCUAAGAUCCGUCUCCCAUUUUAUUCUUUUCAGAAAAACCCUAACUCUUAUUUAUUUUCAAUUUCAAAUUUUUCAGUUUCUUUAUUGUAAUUAUUGAAUUGCUUUGUUUUUUACCCUUCUCCAUCUUCACUCGUCAAUCGCUUUUUCACUCUCAAAAUACAAAAAAAAGAGCAAAACAAAACUACAAACCCUAAUCAUCAAUGGUUACCACAGCCAAAUCUCCCCAUCAUCACACCUCGUCUACUGCUCCCGAGCAGCUGCAGUCUGUCGAUGCCAGCAGUCCCAAGUUCCCGCGAAAAAACUUUCCCUCGCCUUGGGCUCAAGUGGUUCGCGGCGGAGAACCGGAAUCUGCGUCUGUCAUUCAUCAAUCGCCGCCAUCAACGUCAUCCUCCUCUUCAUCACUGAUUACGGACCAGGCCCUCUCGUCUGACUGUUCUCCCAAGGUUAUUUUUCUGUCGUCGCAGAUGGACAAUUCCAACACGGUUGGUGUUGCUGAUACCUCUGAUGUGGCCGAAGACAAUGCUGAUCGUUCUAAGAAACCCGUUUGGAAUAAGCCCUCAAACGGCGUCGUCGAGACUGGACCUGUAAUGGGCGCUGAAUCGUGGCCUUCGUUGUCUGCAUCCACCAAAGGUUCUGCCAAAUUGCCAGCUGAAUCGUCCUCCAAGACCGUUGCUGAUGGAUCACUCUCAACUUCUCAGGUGCCAAUGACUUCACAGACUCCUCAGAAACCAUCUAAUACUAAUGCAAAAGCUAAUCCUGCAACAAAUUAUAAUAUGCCUGUUAGACAAAGAUCGAUGAAGCGGGUAGGUGGCAGUGGCAUUGUGUCUGGUCCUUCCCAGAGCAACUUCUCUGAUCCUCCUCCACCACCGCCACCACCACCUUUUCCUGUAUACCAUCUCCCGCCAGUUAGCUAUGGUAUGGUACCGGUGGUACCUGAGCCUGCUCCAAGAGAUCAUUACCGGAACAGUAAUUGGGACCCAAGAUCAAUGAUGGGGGGUUUUGUGCCCGGGAUGAAUGAAUAUCGUGGUUCAUCUCACAGGAGUUAUUUUGGGCAUAAUCCCCGAGGAGAUGGUUCCUACCAUAAUAGCUACGGUAGCAGGCAUGAUCAAGAUCGCCGAAAUUAUGGGAAUACUAGAGACACUUUUGUGCCUCAACCAAGGAUGCCUCCAAGAGGAUUACUGAGGCACCCACCUCCUAGCCCUGCUGCUUUUGUGGGUCAUCAGCCCAUUGGACCAUUUGCUAACCCCAUGGGUUUUUCUGAGUUUUAUUACUAUCAGCCAGUAACAAUGGACCAGUUUACUGGUAUGCCUUAUUUCACGCCCAGCCCUCCUCCUACAACAUUCUUUCCAGCUGCUGACUCUGCUCUCUCCAAUAUGAUACAACGCCAAAUUGAAUAUUACUUUAGUGACGCUAAUUUAGUGAGGGAUGGGUUUUUAAGGUCUAAAAUGGAUGAACAGGGUUGGGUUCCUGUUACUUUGAUAGCUGACUUUCCUCGAGUUAAAAGUCUUACAACCAAUGUUCAGUUGAUCUUGGAUUCUAUGAGAACUUCCACGAUUGUGGAAGUGCUGGGUGACAAGUUGAGAAGACAUAAUGAAUGGAUGAGAUGGGUGUCCUCUGCUAUUACACGGUCUGGAUCUACUUCUACUGCAUCGUCUCCCCGAGGGUCAAGAUACAAUAACUUGACAACUAAUUUUCAAGCUAUCACCCUGGAAGAAACAACAGUCCUGUAGUCUGGCUCAACUCUCCAAUGCAAGUACCAGUUCAACUGUAUUUAAAUAAUCUACUCAAACCAGAUUUCUUAACCUUUUUGGCACGUGGUCUUAGGUUAUUUUUAUUUUUUGGAGGUGUGAUGGGAAUGGAGACUGUGGUAGUUGAUGAUUCUUUCAACAAUCUCGAUUUUGAUAGUAAUUUUGAGUGAAGUAGAGGAAGGAAAUAAGAGUCAUUCACAUUUGUUAUGGUAAAGGAGGAAAAAAAGAAGAGAAGAACUAAUUAGAAAAUAAGAGAGAAAAAAUAAUUAGAAAAAAGAACUUUAAAAUUUUGAUUGAGGCUGAUUUAUGGAGGUUAUUGGUUUGUAUAGCUUAUAUUUGAUUUGAUGAAUAUUUCCAUUUUUUUU
Vigna radiata var. radiata (mung bean) is the source of this 2199-nucleotide messenger RNA. RefSeq names its product la-related protein 1C. NCBI's taxonomy places the organism in Eukaryota, Viridiplantae, Streptophyta, Magnoliopsida, Fabales, Fabaceae. The coding region runs from base 287 to 1816 and encodes 509 amino acids. The record is from RefSeq and is a predicted model, not a curated record. Gene Ontology annotation, molecular function: RNA binding. The transcript has 6 exons.